GAUUUUCUGAAAACAUUUAUACACUGUCACUGACUGAGUUUUUAAGAAGGAUGGGUUCAAGUAGCAAAAAUGGAUGACUCUGUGAGGGGAUUCAGGGGGAGGGGAAGAGGAGGACGAAGGCCGAGAAGAAAUAGAUCCCACACUCCACACAGAACCACAGAAAACACUUUAUCAUCAAAUCUAGUCCAUGUCUACGACGAUGACAACGAUGGGGAAGAGGAAGAGGAGCGGAUGCACACCUUGCCAAUCUAUGACUCGUCAGAAUUCGACGACAACCAAGGAGGAUCACAGCGAAGAAGAGGUGGAAGAGGGAGACCGAACUUUAGAUGGAGGGGAAGAGGCGGUGAUUCAUAUCAGGGUAGAGGAUCAGCUUCUGAUUCUAGUCGAGGAAGAGGCAGUGGACGUGGUAACCCCAGAGGUCAACGAUCAAACUAUGGUCACGGUGGUGGUGGUCAAUCCAGAACAAGAACGAUGGGAUACAAAAGACUGGAAGAACUCGAUCUCGAAGACGAUCCCGAUGAUGUCCUCCUUCAGUUAGUUACAACCAGAAAUGGAUUUGAGGAUUUACUCGAAAGAAAGUUACAAAAGGAUUGGAUGGUUCUACUUGUUUCAAUCUUGGUAAAAGCAUAUAAAUCAAACAAAGAACAAAGUUGCAUGGAGCUCACAAAGAUUUUAAGUGCAAAAAAUCUUAUAGCAAACCACGUAAUACCUUUUGUAUGUAAUGUCGAAGUUGGUGUGAUUGAAUUUGCAGAUGACAUCAUGGUGAAGAUUCUGUGGGACAUGACCCAGUUGACUUUCAUUUUGUUGCACCGUAUGCAGAGCAGUGUGUUUUUGCUUAACACAGUCUUGGAUACACUAGAAAGACUGAUAUCCAGUAAAUACAAAAACAUCUGCGCCUUAUCAUGUCCAGACAUAUUUAAGCAGCUUGAUGAACUGAGGGAGGCAAAAGAAGCCAUACAAAGAGAGUACAUUAAACGUCAAGAAGAAGAAGUGAAGCCAAAAAGACGUCCUCAGCCUUUAGAGCAAGAGCCACCAGAUGAUUUCCGAGAAUUAUCUGUUCUUCCAACUCUUCAAGACCUACAGUUUGACAGAAAACCCUUUUUACGAUGUAACAAAACUAAAGGUGGCUAUGCUAAUCUGCAACAGUAUCUAGACAUACAAUUUCGCCUAUUAAGAGAGGAUUACUUGCAUCCUUUGAGAGAGGGAAUUCUUGAUUACCGCAGAGAUUUUGAGAGGUUCAAGAACGUGAAAGGUAAACGACAGACAGACAUCAGAAUGUACGAGAAUGUGGAGGUUCUUCGUCCGCUGUGUUCUAAACACGGAGUCAGGCACGUCAUUAAAUUUGAUAACAGUAAACUGACUCACGUACGCUGGGAAUCAUCGAGAAGAUUGCUAUAUGGGUCAUUACUUUGUCUGUCAUCGGAUGCAUUCCAGACAAUGCUAUUUGCCACAGUGACUGAAAGGAAGAUCACAGAUUUACAAAAUGGAAUUGUGGAAGUUCAAUUCACAGAGGAGACAGAAGCAAGUGCCCUCUCCUCUACACAGACAUAUGUCAUGGCGGAAACAACAGCCUAUUUCGAAGCUUAUAAAUAUAUACUUCAAGGAUUACAAGAAGUUGGAGAUGAAAUGCCACUACAGUCCUGUAUUGUUCAUUGCAAGCCAAAUGCAAAACCCCCAAAGUAUUUGAUAAAAGGUGGAACUGUACUACCAUAUGAUUUCAGUCCACUGCUAAAGACCCAAAGGAGACCCAAAGUGUACAACUGUCCUGUACUUAGCACCAAUAGAUGGCCUUCAGCUAGAGAUAUUGGAAUGGACGAUUCACAACACAAGGCCUUACAAAUGGCCAUCACAAGGGAAAUUGCAAUCAUUCAAGGACCUCCAGGUACAGGCAAGACAUACGUUGGCCUAAAAAUCGUUCAUCUUUUACUGCAUAAUAAAGAAAUGUGGACUGAAAACGUAAAAAUGGAUCCCAUUUUAGUGGUAUGUUAUACCAAUCAUGCCUUAGAUCAGUUUCUUGUUGGGAUCUCCAAGCACUCGGAUAAAUUAGUGCGAAUUGGUGGACGAUGCAAAACGCAAGAUUUAGAAGAAUUUACUCUUCAAAGCUACCGGAAAAAAGCUCGUGAAGACAAGUCGAUUUCGAGAACGAUCCACGAAAAAAAGUCCGAUUGUCUGAAAAACAUGUGGAAUUGCAGAGACCAAAUAGAACGUGUCAGUCAGAAAUUGAAAUGUGCAAAGCAAGGUAUUCUACAUCUUAAUGAAUUAAGCCGUUUUAUGGACGAUGAUCAUGUGCAAUGUUUCCAAAAUAAUGCAUUUGAAAAUGAAAUGUUUAUGACCUCAAUUCCAAGUAAUCGAUUGGACGAAUGGCUUGGUUUUAAUGCCGACAUUACAUUUGAUCCAGAUGACAUUGAAAAUCAGCGUAAAAAUAUGUUGAUGACAGAAUGGGAGGAGGAACUAACGAAUGGAUCUAAAAUAGAGAGAUUUACAAAAGACGAGGCAAGACAAGUAAAGCAACCGUGGCAACUACCUUUACAGGAAAGAGGAUCUUUAUAUAAGUAUCUUUUGGUGGAAUUCCAGGAUUUUUUAAGUAAUGAGAUUAUGGUUCUUGAAAACCAAACAGGAAAAACAAAAGUUUCAAAAAAGCAACAAAAGCUACCCACAAAUAAGCAAAUAGAGGAACUUACGAAACUUCGAACAAAAAGUGAAAAGGUUGUCUUACAAAUCGAUACCUUGGUUGACCAUAUUCCCAAAUAUCUGAGGAGAAUACCAAAGAUGAUUCAAGAUCAGGGUGACAUUUUGGACUGGUUGUGUCUUGAUGGCUCACCAGAAAGCUGCAGCCGAAUUGCAGAAGUUCUUAAGGAAGAGUGUGUAAAUGCUAAAGAGGAGGCAGAGUUCGAAGAUGAAGAAAGAAGAUUGGAGGACGAAGAGGAUGAAAACGACGAUGAACUUCGAUUCUUUUCUGGAUAUAGCAGUGAAACUGAAGCAAACCCCUCACAGAAUUUAAGUCAAACAUCCAUUGAAAUUCUUUACAAAAGAAACGAACGAUCGUCAAAUACCGAAGGCUGGGUUUAUCAAAUCAAUCGCAAUAAAUUGCGUCGAAAUCUUAAAAAGAUUAUUGACAGCAGCGACAUUAUGAGUGAAAGAGAAGUUCAGCAGGUGGGAAAUGUAUGGAAACUUGAUUCUGCUAAACGAGAGAAGCUUUAUCGUUAUUGGUUGAAGUGCUAUACCACCCAUAUGAAAGAAUCCAUAAAAGAAGCAGAAAAACAGUAUGAUGAUCUAUGCAAAGGUUAUAGAGAAGUUUUAGAUGCUGAGGAUGUAGAUAUAAUGAGAGGAGCUGACGUCAUAGGAAUGACUACCACAGGUGCAGCAAAAUACAGGAAUAUUCUUCAAUCUAUCAAACCAAAAAUAAUUAUUGUUGAGGAAGCUGCCGAAGUGUUGGAGUCACACAUCGUCACUACAAUUAAUUCAAACUGUCAACACCUCAUUCUGAUUGGCGAUCACAAGCAACUGCGUCCUACCCCUACCGUUUAUCACCUUGCAAAGAAUUUCAAUCUGGAUAUUUCCUUAUUUGAAAGAAUGGUUAACAAUGAAUUGAAUUAUGUGACAUUAGGCAUACAACACAGAAUGAGACCGGAAAUAUCAAUGUUAAUGAAAUACAAAGAUCUCUAUCCAAAUCUUGAUGACCAUGAAGACGUGAAAAAGUACGAACAUAUCAAGGGUGUAAUUUCUGAUGUUUAUUUCAUUAACCACAACGAACCAGAGUUGGAACAAAGGGAGACGAAAAGCAAAUCAAAUAUCCACGAAGCAAAGUUAGUCAAAAGACUUUGUAGAUAUUUUAUUCAGCAAGAAUAUGAGCGAAGCCAAAUAACGAUUCUUACAGCAUACACAGGUCAAAUUCUUGCAUUAAAGAAAGAAAUGCCAAAACAUGAAUUUGAAGGCAUUCGCAUCACAUCGGUAGACAACUUCCAGGGCGAAGAAAAUGACAUCAUCAUACUUUCACUUGUGCGUAGCAACAACUUAGGAAGCACGGGAUUUCUAAAAAUAGACAAUAGAAUUUGUGUUGCGUUAUCAAGAGCUAGAAAAGGGAUGUUUGUUAUUGGCAAUUUUGAUCUCUUAUGCUCAGAGAGUGAAUUUUGGAAGUACAUAGUAGAGACGAUGGACGGAAAGGGGAAUUACGGAAGAAGUCUUGUACUACGGUGCGGAAACCAUCCUAGAAAUAGUGUUCAUGUCAGUCGAGAUACUGACUUUGAUCAGGUACCAAAUGGAGGCUGUUCUCUCCCUUGUAAUUUCGACCUGAAUUGCUCUCAUAAAUGUGGCCAAAUCUGUCACAUUUCUGAUCCAAAGCAUGAGCAUUACAAGUGCCUUCAACCAUGUUUGAAGAAAUGCAUAAAAGGACACAAUUGUCCACGAAAAUGUUUUCAAGACUGUGGAGACUGUCCUGUGAAAGUCCCAAAAAUAAUUCCUUCCUGUGGACAUACUGAAAACGUCCCAUGCUCUGUGGACGAAAAUAUGUGGAAUUGCAAAUCUCAGUGUGGACAAAUUCUUCCUUGUUUACAUAAAUGUAAAGGAGAAUGUGGUAAUUGUAGAUUAAAAAAUGCGCAUAAGGAAUGUCAAGAACUAUGUGAGAAACGCCUCCCUUGUGGUCACUUUAUUAUUACAAAGUGCUGUGAAGAUGUAGAAACCGUUAUUUGCGAAAGAGAGUGCGUCAUUGAGCUUGAGUGUGGUCAUAUUUGCAGCGGAACUUGUGGUUACUGUCAACAAAGUCGAUUACACAUUCCAUGUCAAUUAAAAUGUGGACGUAAACUUGUAUGUGGACACACAUGUGCAAGACUUUGUGUUGAAGGCUGUCCACCUUGCAACCAAAAAUGUCGAACCAUGUGCACCCAUAGACAAUGUAAGGCAAAAUGUGUAGACCCCUGUCACGAGUGCGACAAGCCUUGUACGCGAUCCUGUGAACAUCAGGAAUGUCUAAAUAGGUGUGAUGAAAAGUGCAGUUCACUACCGUGUUCGAAAAACUGCUCGAAGAAGCUUCGAUGUGAACACGAAUGCUUAGGGGUUUGUGGUGGAAAAUGUCCACCAGUGUGCCAAACAUGCCAUCGUAUAACAUUCGAAGGUUCCAUAGACACUAUAGACAACGACAUACGCUUCGUAUCACUGAAUUGUAAUCACACAUUCAGUCUUAAUUCUAUGGACUCGUACAUGUUUAACCCUGGAAGGAUUCAGAGUUCAUCAGUGCCUGUAGGUAUUAGGCAGUGUCCUGCAUGUCCACGGCAAAUAACAAAAAGUGUGAGAUACAAGUCAGUAGUCGAAGAAAUCAGAAAAGAUAUAGAAGUUAUUAAGAAGAAAAUAACAACUGACGAUAUGUCAUCUCUUAAAAGGGGAGUAGACUAUAUCAAAGAAAAAUCAGUCUUUUUGCGAAAAAAAGAUUCAGAGGCCGUUGAUCGAAUCAUCAAGCAACUUGAAGAGAAAGAUAUGCUGCCAAUUGAAAAAGUAACUUUAGCUCACUUACAGACAGUUAUCCUAGAAAUAAUUUAUCACAUUUUUCAAACAAUUCUUCAAUCUGACAUUGAAGAAACUAGAGAGGAAAAAAUAAUCGGAUCACAGUUAACGAGGAUUCGUCAAUGGUUGUUUGAAAAUAUCUACAUUGUUACAGAAAAUAAGAAAAAGAUACAAAAGGCAAGAAAACGAACAUGUUUUUCAAAACAGGAACUUCUCGAUGUUCGUAUGGAAUUGCUACGACUUGCAUACCAGGUCCAGUUCCUGAAAUUAACGAACAGGUCAAGUACGGACAGAGAUGAUAUCAGAAGCAAAUAUGGUCCUAUUGUUGAUUUACUAUUAACGGAAAAAUUGCCACUUUUGGAUAAAAAGUAUCAGAGAGUCCGUUUAUUGGCGAGGGCAUACGGUGUAGGACUGGACGACAAAAUAUUUGAUGAGUUGCUGAAUCUUGCAGAUUUGGGAAGUCGUAGAAUAUGGCAAUAUGGAACCUGGUACAAAUGUAAAAAUGGGCAUGUUUCCAGUACCUACAAAGAAGAAGAGCAGUGUCCAUCUUGUAUUCUAUUUAUUGGAAAAAAAACCUACGAUGAGAUAGUACCUCCGAGACGAGUUCUAUCAGAACCAAUACCAGAGGAUCAGAGGAAGAAAUCAACGCAGUUUUCUGACAAUAAAGCAAAUUUAGAAAGCAAGACUCGAACAAGUCAGGAAAACUUCGAAUUUUUAACAGAUGCUUCGAAAUUAGCUUCUCGUGAAAUUGUUUUUAAAAAUGAAUUCAAAAGACCAAUCAGCACGCCAGAAUAUACAGCGUCAGGAUAUACUCCAAACAUAAAACCAAAAACUAUGUCUCGAUUGGAAACUGUUACUCCACUACAGGAAAUGGAUAACGAAGGCAUAAUAUGGAGUCCAUCCGUGGUGUCUGGAUAUUCUUCGAAGGCAAAAUAUUAUGACAGACCCUCAUCCGUUGGGGCAGUUCCAAAAGAUACCAGACAAAGCACUAGCAAAACCGAACAAAAGGCUAAGCAAUAUGCUUCUUUAAACACGCAGCCAGAAACAAAGUAUGCAUGGCAGAAAACUAACCUUGUCCCAAAAGACGAAAAUGAUGUUUAUAAACCAACGUUUCCUCAACCAACUCUCUCAUCACCCUCGGCUAGCGAUAAGAAACAAACCGAUAGGAAAAGUGUCUACACCUCAAAAGAACUUUAUACACCUACCCACAUUAAGAGCGCUGAACCAAAUGGUGCAGAUGUGGGACUUGAUAAAGGAAAAGUGAGUUAUGAGACCGAAAAACACUCUGAAAUUUUAUCUACGUCACAGGUAUUCGAAAGACAAUUGAAGCCCAUGAGAAGUCCCAUAGAUAUCGAUAUCAGCUUUGACCUUGCCAAAGAAAAGGAAGCUCAAGUACCGGUUACAAAGACGACCCGCAAAGAAGCAACGUCGUCCAAUCUGGAGAAAAGAUCAACAGGGGAUGAACAUAAGAGACCUUCACUUUCCAAAUGUCCAAAUGGUCAUCUAAUGCUAAGAAACGAGAUCCAGUGUCGCUGGUGCAGCAGAAGUUAUGACAGUGAGGUGUAAUGCUAAAUAAUACAAAUUAAGUAGACAAACAGGCCAAUUAAGCUUUGGUUAAAUACAUUUUAUACAGUUUUAGAAAAUAAUUACUUUCUAGAUUUUAGCAAAGAAAUGAUGUAUUGUACAUAUUUUGGUUUCGAAUACCCUUCAGCUCUUUGUACUUUUAAAUGUAUCAUGGUUACAGAGGGUCUGUUUUAUUUUAUUACAAAUUUUAAUCUUCGAGGUAAAGUAAAUGCUAUAUGUUAUCUAUAAAAUAAAGUAUGGAAAAGGGAAA
Saccostrea cuccullata (small rock oyster) is the source of this 7330-nucleotide messenger RNA. RefSeq names its product NFX1-type zinc finger-containing protein 1-like. The record is from RefSeq and is a predicted model, not a curated record. Bases 70 to 7062 code for a protein of 2330 amino acids. Gene Ontology annotation, cellular component: nuclear RNA-directed RNA polymerase complex. Gene Ontology annotation, molecular function: helicase activity. Lineage: Eukaryota; Metazoa; Mollusca; Bivalvia; Ostreida; Ostreidae. The transcript has 4 exons. Gene Ontology annotation, biological process: regulatory ncRNA-mediated heterochromatin formation.